Molecule: messenger RNA, 387 nt
Organism: Fusarium mangiferae
Lineage: Eukaryota; Fungi; Ascomycota; Sordariomycetes; Hypocreales; Nectriaceae
Exons: 2
Coding region: 1-387 (128 amino acids)
Source: RefSeq, a predicted model, not a curated record
AUGAAGGGCCUUUACACUGCGCUCCUUGCUUUCACUGCUGUACAGGCUACACCAACUGGCAACAGCGACUCGAAAGCACUCAAUGCCCGGGCAGUCGACCUCAAGGUUCAGUACUACAAGGACGGCGGCUGCUCAGACUACGCUGUGUCGAUUUGGCCCGGUACUUCAAACAGCUGUUACGGAUACAGCUAUAGCAACACGAACAGCGCAAACAUUGUUACCUGUGGUGGUAGGGGUGUUGCUUGCACCUGCUACAUGUUUGAGCAGGAUAACUGUAAAGGAAGCUCUGUUCGGACAGUUGCUCUAUCAGGAUCAGGCUCCGCUUGCGUCAGCAACUGGGGUAAGGGCUACAGGUCCAUGAAGUGCUACACUACUCAGAUAGCCUAG